GAUGUUUCCAUACACACCUAUAUUAUGCACCGUGCUACAGGCUGUCAUUCGCACGUGGUUUUGUUGUUUUUCGCUCCAAAAAUACAUGCGCACUAACGGUUCGAAUUGAGUGUUUUGAAAAAUCUCGAUAUAUAUCGAUUAUGUUUGAACGCUGCACGCUCUUAAGUUUCUGUAAAUGGAAUUGAAAUUCAGAAAUUUUCACGAAUCAUACAUUGAAUCGACAAUAAACAAUGGUCAACUUGGAAUUGUACAGAUCCAAAUUGGAAGAAAUUCGUCGAAAAGCACGGGAGAACGAUGUUUCUGAAAAAGAAAUCGACAAAAUGUUGAACAACUCGUUUCGCAUUCUUGAACUGAAAAGGAAACAACGUGGCGCAUCUUGUUGCACAAUAUCAACAAUUUCACUUCUAUUAAUCAUAAUAGUUUCCCUAAUUUUUUUCGAUCGACGAUUUAUUUCCGUCAUGAUAAUGCGAAAUUUGCAAAAUUCUAUUUACCCAGGCUUGAAAAUGCUCCGAAAAAUAGCUGUGCCUAUAGUUCAGCAUUAUCCUUCUUUAUCUGAAUUUUAUGACGAAUGGUGCAUUUUGGAGAACCCGUACUUCUAUGUAAACGACAUUGAUUGCUGGCCUUGCAGCGUAGUCAAUUUUGUGCCUGACCUAACUGGUCAUCAUAUAUCCAGAUCCUUCAAUCCUGGAAUGCCCUACACGAAAACUGAAAAUUUCUCAGAGAUUCAUUUCAAAGAUUUGAAACAAUUAUUCUGGGAAAAUCAUGAUACAUUCGAAAGAGAUGCAAUGGAAAUCUACUCCAACAAUUUGACUUACAAACAUAUUAGAGAUGUUAUGGAGAGCACGAUAGAUUCACAUCCAUCUCGUAAUUUGGAUGAUCAUGUUACAUGGAGAGUAAAUCGGAUGACAGCAGGAAGAGUUGUAAGAAAGUUAUUUCCUGUGCCAGCUGACACACCAGUUUGGUGGGAACAGAGCACGGAAAAGUUUAUUAUUAUCGAUGAACAGAGAUCUCCACCUUACGCUUUGCCAAAUCCCGAGUGCAGCAACGUGGCAAUAAGAUGCACAUCUGGCACUAGAUUAAUAAAGAUGGUAGCAAGUUUAGAAUGUACUGGCUCAUGCGUAUCCUUCACGGUUUUAUUAACUGCUGGCAAAAUUCUAUGGUACAAUUGGUGGUAUUGGCGCCCAGUUAGCCUACCUGUAUCGAAUUCAACUAGUAUUUCUAUCAAUUACAUAAUCUCCUUUUGCUAGUUAUUUUACAGAGUCGGAAAAAAUCGGUUUUUGUAUAAUUACAUCGCUAAGAAUUUUUCAAUAAAUGUAUAAUGCGUUUCA
Messenger RNA from Megalopta genalis, 1328 nucleotides. RefSeq lists its product as uncharacterized. The record is from RefSeq and is a predicted model, not a curated record. Lineage: Eukaryota; Metazoa; Arthropoda; Insecta; Hymenoptera; Halictidae.